CUUUUUACUCCCUCUGCCCCGCCUCUUUCCCUUCCCCGUUCCCCGCGUUCUGGUGCCGGGAGCGCUCGCAACUGUUGUGGCUGCUGUCCCGCUGCCGCCGGGGUGGUGCUGACCGCGGAGCGCUCGGAGGCCCGUGAGAGUGAAUGUCGGGGACCUCCGCCAUAGCCGAGUGAGAGCACACCCCCGAGCUGGCGACAGACGGGAUGUUUUCCGGUUGCUGUCGGCGGUCCGAAGACAAAGGCCCGGCCGAGGAUGGCGGAACUGGUCGUCAGGGAGGAGCGGCGCGUCGGCUGCCGAGGCGCAUUCCGUCACCCUGCCCACCCAGGCGCAGGUGGUCAUCUGCGGUGGCGGGAUCAUGGGCACGUCCGUGGCCUAUCACCUCUCCAAGAUGGGGUGGAAGGAUAUUGUCCUUUUGGAGCAGGGCAGGCUGGCUGCUGGCUCCACGAGGUUCUGUGCUGGCAUCUUGAGCACCGCCAGGCACUUGACCAUCGAGCAGAAGAUGGCAGACUAUUCCAACAAGCUCUACCACCAGUUAGAGCAAGAAACGGGCAUCCAGACAGGUUACAUAAGGACGGGCUCGGUCUUUCUGGCCCAAACUCAGGACCGGCUGAUCUCCCUGAAGCGCAUCAACUCAAGGCUGAAUGUCAUAGGCAUCCCUUCUGAGAUCAUCUCUCCCAAGAAAGUCGCCGAACUUCACCCUCUCCUCAACGUGCACGACCUGGUGGGGGCCAUGCAUGUUCCUGAGGACGCCGUGGUGUCCUCUGCUGACGUGGCUCUUGCCCUGGCCAGUGCUGCCUCCCAAAAUGGUGUCCAGAUCUAUGGGACCAGUGUUCUUCAUGUAAUGGUCAAGAAAGGUCAAGUUACUGGUGUGGAGACAGAUAAAGGACAGAUCGAGUGCCAGUAUUUUGUCAACUGUGCUGGUCAGUGGGCAUACGAGCUGGGUCUGUCCAACGAGGAGCCGGUUAGUAUCCCGUUACAUGCCUGCGAACACUUCUACCUUCUGACUCGCCCCUUGGAGACCCCUCUGCAGAGCAACACACCAACUAUUGUGGAUGCUGACGGAAGGAUUUAUAUCCGGAACUGGCAGGGUGGCAUCUUGUCUGGGGGCUUUGAGAAGAACCCGAAGCCCAUCUUCACUGAGGGCAAGAACCAGCUGGAGAUUCAGAAUCUGCAGGAAGACUGGGAUCACUUUGAGCCCCUGCUGAGUUCCCUCCUGCGUCGCAUGCCCGACCUGGAGACCCUGGAGAUCCUGAAGUUGGUGAACUGCCCCGAGACCUUCACCCCGGACAUGAGGUGCAUCAUGGGCGAGUCUCCUUCGGUGCGGGGCUACUUCGUCCUGGCGGGAAUGAACUCUGGCGGCCUUUCGUUCGGUGGAGGGGCUGGGAGGUACCUCGCUGAAUGGAUGGUGCACGGUUACCCAUCAGAAAACAUCUGGGAACUGGACUUGAAGCGUUUUGGAGCCCUCCAGAGCAGCCGCACCUUUCUGCGUCACCGGGUCAUGGAAGUCAUGCCUCUGCUGUACGAUCUGAAGGUUCCCCGUUGGGACUUCCAGACCGGGAGGCAGUUACGCACCUCCCCUCUCUAUGACCGGCUGGAUGCACAAGGAGCCAGGUGGAUGGAGAAACAUGGAUUUGAGAGGCCCAAGUACUUUGUGCCACCGGACAAGGACCUCCUGGCAUUGGAGCAGAGCAAGACGUUCUAUAAGCCAGACUGGUUUGAAAUUGUGGAGUCCGAGGUCAAGUGCUGUAAGGAAGCUGCGUGCGCCAUUGACAUGUCUUCUUUCACGAAGUUUGAAAUGACAUCCACCGGGGACCAGGCCCUGGAAGUCCUUCAGUACCUCUUCUCCAACGACUUGGACGUGCCUGUGGGCCACAUCGUGCACACCGGCAUGCUCAACCAGGGUGGGGGCUAUGAGAAUGACUGCAGUAUCGCACGCCUGAGCAAGCGCAGUUUCUUCAUGAUUUCCCCCACCGACCAGCAGGUCCACUGUUGGGCCUGGCUUAAGAAACACAUGCCAGAAGACAGCAACCUGCUUCUGGAGGACGUCACCUGGAAAUACACCGCCCUCAAUCUGAUCGGUCCUCGAGCUGUGGAUGUGCUGUCUGAGCUGUCCUAUGCCCCUAUGACUCCAGACCACUUCCCAAGUCUGUUUUGCAAGGAGAUGAGCGUGGGCUACGCGAACGGGAUCCGGGUGAUGAGCAUGACGCACACAGGAGAGCCGGGAUUCAUGCUUUAUAUUCCCAUAGAGUAUGCCCUGCACGUGUACAACGAGGUGAUGAGUGUUGGGCAGAAAUACGGAAUCCGGAAUGCUGGGUACUAUGCGCUUCGUAGUCUUCGAAUUGAGAAGUUUUUUGCCUUCUGGGGUCAGGAUUUAAAUACCCUCACCACCCCCCUGGAAUGUGGACGAGAAUCUCGGGUGAAACUGGAGAAGGGGAUGGACUUCAUUGGCCGAGAUGCUCUGUUGCAGCAAAAGCAGAACGGGGUGUACAAACGCCUCACCAUGUUCAUCCUGGACGACCACGACACCGACCUGGACCUCUGGCCAUGGUGGGGGGAGCCCAUUUACCGCAACGGGCAGUACGCGGGCAAGACCACCAGCAGUGCCUACAGCUACACCCUGGAGCGCCACGUCUGCUUGGGCUUUGUACACAAUUUUUCCGAGGACACGGGGGAAGAACAGGUGGUGACAGCAGAUUUUAUUAACCGGGGAGAGUAUGAGAUUGACAUCGCGGGACACCGGUUCCAGGCCAAGGCCAAGCUCUACCCGGUCACCUCGCUCUUCACUCACAAGCGCCGAAAGGACGACGUAGAGCUAAGUGACUUGCACGGGAAGUAAUGCUGGCGGCCUCACUUCCCCACCUACCCCACACCCUACCGCAGGGCUCCCCUCCGCCUCCCAGCUCUCCGCUCCUUGAUGCCAUUUUAAACUUCACCUGCUUUUAAACCUUUUGCUUUGCAACCUCUUCUCCUUCCACCUUCCCCCCUCCCUUCUGCACUUUUCCAUCUACCACUCACUCCGGGCCGUUCCUCCCUCUCCUCCUCGCCCCCCAGAUUCCCGUGGUGACAAGAAGCAUGUCUAAUGGGCAGGACAGGCGCCAGCUCCACCUGUGGAAGUAGGUAACCGGGACAGUCGGAUUUUUAAUGCUGUGUUUUGAAGCAAGGGAAGCUGGUGGUGUGCAGGCCUCAGGGCAGGAGUUCCGUGAGGCCGACUUUUCUCGGAGCAGUCGCUCGCUGUGUGUAUGUGGCUCAGCCCUGUGCGAGCGCGGGCCAUGCUGCUGGGCCAGGCGGAUCCCUCUCCCUUUCCCUGUGCCGUGGGCUGGCCCCCUGGUACCUCGAGUAGGAGGAUGACCAUCUACCUCACCCCCGCGAGGCAUCCCGUGGAUGCUGUCUGGUCUCUAGUGAACAGCGGCCCUGGCACCAUCCCGAGGUCCCUACCAAUCUGGGUGUUAACAGUGUCAGGCCGGGGCCACCGGCCUCAAAUUUUCUCCAUGUCUCGCUCAGCUCUCCAAGAGCGUUUGUCGGCCUGAGUAAACAAGCCAGUGAUGGAAAGGGAAAAACCAUGUUGCCUUUUGUGUUGCUUUUCCCGGCUGCAAGGGUCUGAUCUCAGAAGGUGCACAGCCCCAAGGCGGUUUCCUGCUGCUAGAACGCUGCUGCUGCUUUCUGCCUCUUAAGCUCAGUCUCUCCAAGCGCAUUUGACUUAGUCCAUCCUCCCUCCCCUGUCCCUUGUGCAGUGGGCCCUCAGCCAGUGAACACUGCGGUCCCUUUGGAACAGGAUGGUUGUGCGGUCUUGGUUGAGGAACCAAACCUCGCUGGCCGUGCUGAGUUCGAGAGAGCUGCUGGCCUCCCCAAUGCGGCUUCCUCUGGCCCAGAACAGACAGAUCCACACAGCGCUGACCACCCCCCACGCCCCUGCCAUGGGUCUGCUUUGAGUUCUGAGCGUGGAGAGAGUACAUCCUGAGUCUGCUCUCAGCCAGCCAGCGCUCUGGGGCUCCGGCAUGGAAAAGGGCCUGGGGCACCGGAAAGGCCCUCCAUGCUGUUAGGUAGGGGUCAGCUGGGCCACCUCUGCUGUUACAGAUUUUGAACUGUUUUCUUGGUAUCUUGGAUGCAUUAGCUCUAGUCAGGUCUCUGUACUAAAAAGCCUUUUGUUUUAGAGCAACUUAGAAUUCUCAGCUGUGUCUGCUGUGGCAUUUCUUGGGUUCUGUUUACUCAGACAGAUUCCUUCUAGACACUGCUUGCCAUUUCCCCAGCCAGACAACUCCUACUUGAUCACUGACUGCUUAAGGAGGUCUUAGUUGAUUUAUUAAGCGAGUAGGUAGGUAGAACUCUGUUCCCAGAGAGAUGUUGCCCCACUGGACAGCAGGGGCCCGACGGAGGAAGGAACGCGGCGCGCUAGAGGCAGCCUAUACUCUGUGCCACACUCAUCUUUGUAAAUGAAAAACUAUUUCAGGUUGAAUCUAAAAGACAUUCUGGCUUUAUUAGUUACUUAUGUUGAGGACCUUGACACACACACUUUGCUUCUGACACUUGAACACUCGCCCUUGAAAUCUCUUGGCUAAGUCCGACUUCGUCGGUCUGAAUUUGGUAGUUUCCCUCUUUGUUUGUAACUGUGAGGGGGAGGACUCUUCCCUGCCUCCCCGCACACCUGACAACGUCGUCCCGCGGCGGUCAGGCCCCGUGCGUUACCGCGGAUGACCACUCACCUCUCCCUGGAGACCCCAGGGAUCCGGACUGCUGUGAACGGGACUUUGUGUUCAGACACGUGGUCUUUUCUCUGAAAGGAUCCCCUGUCACCUCUUGUGCUGUCUUGAUCUUGUGCUCUCUUGAGGGAGGGCCUCUGCGCUCUUCUCUUUGAAGCUAGAAACACAAAGCAUAGCGGCCUCAGGCAGAUGAAAACUCAGGGCUGCGGGUCCCUGCGGCCCCUCUCCUCCCCUGAAAUACCUGCUAAGCCCCCGCUUCCUGGCACCACGUGUAAAUCCUGGUUCCCGGCCCUACCACGGUCACUUGUCUUCUGUGGAAGCUUGCAGCAGAGAGACUCCCUGUGCGUACCAGAGCGCUCUAAUUUGGAAAACUUAAGAGCAAGGGAUGAGAACUAGCUGCUGUCCUCUAACCUGUGUUGGAGCCACAGAGCACCGCACAGGGGACCUGCUCCAGGAGAGAGAACCAAACAGUCCCCCUACGUUUCUAGUGCUCUGCUGGGGGCAGGGGUCCCUCCCUGUGCCCCCGAAUACAAGAGCUGCCCUUCAGAACAGGGGCACAGAGACCACUAGGCUCAGUGAUUAACCUCGGUUACCCCAUUUCUGCGGGAGGAGAAGCCUGGGGACUUGGCUUCUCACCAGGAGAUCUGGUGUCCGUGGAUUCUACCUUGUACAGACCAACAGCUUUACCUCUUUCCCCUCUGAGGCAGCGAAGCGAGUGAAAAGUAACCUCUCCUUCCUCCACUACCAGCCUCUGAGCGUAUCUGCAGUGUUCACCGCGCCCCCAUGCGGCGGGACUGAAGCUUUCUGGAAGCAGCUGACCCUCACUGGAGAGCUAACCCCUCACCUUGCUUUCUGGCUCGGUUCAUCCUCUGCCUGAUGGACACGUGUGCCGGCAUCUGAGUCUCUACCCUCCGCUGAGAACCUGAGGGAGAUAAAAGGGAAGCUUCUAUCAUCUGUCGUCAUAAUUCUGACCCCAGAAGGCUGCGUCCUGGCUGACUUCCAGGGUUAGCUCCCGGGUUCGGCCUGCUGUCUCGCUGUGGAAGCAGCAAAGGGCCCCUCUGGUAUCCGAGGUGGAGGUGUGGGCACCUUGCUUAGUACUGGAGAACUUUCCUACGUUUCCAUUUCCUUCGGCACACUCCCCCUCCCUGCACCCACCUCCCUCCCCAAGUCUUCUAUCAGAACGACACGGGGAACAUUUUCACGAGUGAAGAACUGUCACUGGCAGGCGCGUGGGUUCGGAGCAGCACAGCAGAGGGCAGGCACGGUAGCUGACCCGGGAGUCUUGGGGCGCUAACCGUGUCUCGCAGGGAGGCCUCAGCGAGCCCCGGGCUCUCCCCGGCAGCCCCCCUCGGCCUCCUCCACUUCAAGGUGCUGAGUUGUAAGGCUCCCCGUCAUCCGCACACGGCUGCGUCUGCAGCCCCUCAUCACUACAAAUGCACUAUUUUUCAAGAGAACUAAAUAUUUUGUAUGUCUUUGCCUUCUCUUUGUUCAUUAAACACCAGAGUUAUUCAUUGUAUAAUGUGAUUGACUUCUCCAAGCAGAGAAUCUGCACCCCUUGAAGAAUUACACAUUUCUUCCUGGGCUUUCUCAUAUCUAGAGGUACCUAUUUUUACCCUUCACAAACCUUUUCUGCCUUCUCGGCUUUCUGUCCCUCAAGGACAGAAAUUACAAGAGGGUGGGAAGAAUAUUUUUAGCAUCAGUUUCAAAAGAUCUAUGCCAGGAUUUCCUUUGCACACCAAGAACUGGAGCUGGGAGAACCUCUUUUCAAGCCCGGUUCUCGUGCCUUACGCCAGGAUGUCCCACUGUGGGUGUGGGAUGAAAAGAAACUUCAUUUCAGUCUGAGGGUUCCCAGGCACCCUGCCACCGCCUCCCUCCCCCAGAGCAGACAGAUGAGGGGAGAAAGCUUCUGCGGCUUCUUUCACGGAGGGGUUUCUAGCAGCACAGUUAAUGCUUCACUCUCGAGCCUCCUCUUGGGAUCCAGGAAAUGCCAUUGUGAUUAUCGUUCAGGCUGUAACUCCUUAUUUAUGUCUCUAAGUGUGCAGUUGGCUUAGCCCCUUUCGGUCCCUCUGCAGUGUCAGCUUGUGGUGCUGAAGACAUCUGAGGCACUUUAGGGGAUGGGACUUUUUCUUGAGAACUCUGGUGACUUUAGGUACCCGGGGUGAAUUUCUGCCUCCGUGAAUGUGGUAUUAACAUUGUGCACUGUGUUUCUAUCAAGCCAGAUUGCAAUUCAGAUUUCCUUUUCAUGUUACUAAAUUUGUAAAUGAAUAAACAGACAUUUUAAUUA
Lutra lutra (Eurasian river otter) is the source of this 6981-nucleotide messenger RNA. RefSeq names its product pyruvate dehydrogenase phosphatase regulatory subunit (gene PDPR). Gene Ontology annotation, cellular component: mitochondrion; mitochondrial matrix; cytoplasm. Lineage: Eukaryota; Metazoa; Chordata; Mammalia; Carnivora; Mustelidae. The record is from RefSeq and is a predicted model, not a curated record. Gene Ontology annotation, molecular function: oxidoreductase activity; protein binding.